CGGAGCGGUUCUCGACGCAUGCGUAUAAUGUUACAUCAAAAUUGGAGGCCACUUUUUUAAACAAGUUAGCAGUCUAGUAGUAUAUAUAAAAGUUUGUGGUCGAGCGUCAGUAGGAAAAGGCACCUUAAGUACGUGAAAACAUGAACGGAUUCUAGUAACCUCCGAUGGCCAUGAUGGUAGGAAAUUAAGAAUCUAGAAAUGAGGCACCGAUGACCGAAUUGAACAUGGUAUUAGAAUUGAUGCUUUGAUAUGAGUAAUGAAGGUAAUCAAGUCUUAUUAGUACAAAAAAGUAAAGGAGACCGUAAGACUAAUGAAGCUGAUUUGAUCGAAAUGACAUCUGAUUGUAAUGCAACUGAUAUAUAUACAAUUAAAAUAUCCUGCCUAUAUCAAUCUCCCAUGAAUCAACUGUGAGAAUCUUUAUCUCUUAAUCCACAUAAUAAAAUUAAAAGUUAAGCAAAGAGUAUCUUAAAUUAAUAUAUCUUGACUGAAGAGAUAUCUUCUAUAAAAAUAACAGUAUUUUUCUUAAAGACAAAAAUUGCUUUGCAAAAAUGGUGACAGAACUAUCAGAUGAAUCUUCAAAAGAGAUGCAACAAAUAAAUUCAGAACGAAAGAUUCAUUCGUUUGAUGAAGAAUUCAUUCCAUCUGAUAAUCAGCAAAAACCGAUGAACAAGGUACAAAUGAAAAAGCAAUUAGGCCUUUUGGAAGGUGUAGCUAUCAUAUUGGGAAUUAUAUUUGGCUCAGGCAUCUUUAUUUCACCAAAGGGAGUAAUACAAGAAGUAGGUAGUGUAGGAUUAUCUCUGAUUAUAUGGGUGCUAUGUGGCCUGCUCUCUAUGGUAGGUGCCUUAUGUUAUGCAGAAUUGGGUACUAGCAUACCUCGCAGUGGUGGUGAUUAUGCUUAUAUUCAUGAAGCUUUUGGCGCAUUGCCUUCAUUUCUAUAUUUAUGGGCUGCUAAUUUAAUUUUUGUACCUACAACAAACGCUAUCAUGGGAUUGACAUUUGCUCAGUAUGUUGUACAACCAUUUUUUCUUAAUUGCGACACUCCGGUUUAUAGUGUGCGAUUAAUCGCUGCAUUGAGUAUAUGUUUCCUCACUUUCAUCAAUUGUUAUGACGUAAAAGAGACAUCAAAAAUGCAGAAUGUAUUUAUGUUUGCUAAAAUUGGGGCAUUAAUGAUUAUUAUUAUAGCUGGAUUAAUCUGGCUUUGCAUAGGACACAAAGAAAACUUCGAAAAUAGUUUCGAAAACACGAAUACCGAUCCUGGAAAAAUCGCUGUAGCUUUUUACUCUGGCAUAUUUUCUUAUUCAGGAUGGAAUUAUUUGAAUUUUAUGACGGAAGAACUAAAAAAUCCUUAUGUAAAUUUACCACGUGCAAUUUACAUAUCACUGCCGUUAGUGACCUUCAUAUAUGUUAUGGCAAAUGUUGCUUAUCUGACCGUUUUAACUCCGACUGCUAUGAUGGCUUCCAAUGCUAUCGCUGUGACUUUUGGAAAUCAACUUCUCGGAUAUAUGGCUUGGAUAAUACCUGUAAUGGUAGCUGUAUCCGCUUUUGGUGGAUUGAGCGUUCAUAUUAUGACAUCAUCCAGAAUGUGCUUUGUCGGUGCCAGAAAUGGUCAUUUUCCCUCGAUGUUGAGUCACAUCAAUAUGACCAGAGUCACACCUAUGCCUGCCUUAAUAUUUCUGUGUAUUCUAUCCCUCAUAAUGUUAUGCACGGGUGAUAUAUUUGUACUGAUUACAUAUUGCAGUAUAGUAGAAUCAUUCUUCAUUAUGAUUUCGGUAGCUGGAAUUUUAUGGCUGCGUUAUAAAAGACCCAAUAUGAAACGACCAAUCAAGAUACCAUUAUGGAUACCUAUAUUGUUCGUAGCAUUAUGUGCUUUUCUGGUUAUUGUACCAUGCUACCAAAGACCAUAUGAAGUUGGUAUGGGCAUUCUGAUCACUGUAUCUGGUAUACCCGCAUAUGUCUUCGGUGUUGCUUGGAAAAGCAAACCAUUGUGGUUCCAAAAAGUUAACAUUAAAGCUACUCACGCUAUACAGAAAUUAUUUCUGUCUGCAAAGGAAGAACUUGAAAUCAAUUAAAUAAAUGGCAAUUCUACUUCAUCAUUCAAUAUAAUUGAAUUCAAUUCAAUCGAAUACGAUGUUAUACAUUUGCCAAAUUACUUUGAGAUUUCAGAAAAAGAAAUUAUGAUUUUACAUGUAGGAAUCAAAAAUUAAAAAAUAUCAAUAAUCUAAAAAAAGGCAAGAACAUAUAAUUUCAAAGGAUAAUGGAUAUAACUACAGAGAAUCCCAAAGGUAUUUAUUAUACUUAUCUAAAAAUUACAUAAUAGUAUAAUGAAAAGAAAGAUUAAUGAUUG
Trachymyrmex septentrionalis is the source of this 2344-nucleotide messenger RNA. It is a transcript of the gene gb, whose product is annotated as Y+L amino acid transporter 2. Bases 549 to 2069 code for a protein of 506 amino acids. Gene Ontology annotation, molecular function: L-amino acid transmembrane transporter activity. Gene Ontology annotation, cellular component: membrane. The transcript has 12 exons. Gene Ontology annotation, biological process: amino acid transmembrane transport. The record is from RefSeq and is a predicted model, not a curated record. NCBI's taxonomy places the organism in Eukaryota, Metazoa, Arthropoda, Insecta, Hymenoptera, Formicidae.